CUCAUUCAGCAGUUGACACGAUCAAACUUUUUUUAUUCUUCUACUACAAUUGAUCUUUGGUGAACCAAAGAUAAAAAAAAUCGGAUUUUUCAUGUUUUGCCCCCUGCACUAUUUUCUUAACUGUUUUUCUUUUUAUUUAAAUUUUUUUAUCGCUCUUCUCUCUCAUCUCUUCUUUGUUAUCUUACUUUCUUUUUUUGUUGUUUAAACUUAUCGAAGAGAAGUUCUCGUGAUAUAAAGCUUACAAGUGACAAGAGAGAAUUUAUUGAUGAUUUAAAAUGAGAAAUGGGAGCGGUUGCUGGAGAAGAGUUAGUUAAAUGGGAGAAGAUGGGUGGAGUUGGCGGUCAUGAAGAGAAGAUUCUGGUGUUAGUGAGGCUUAGGCCUUUGAGUGAGAAGGAAAUUGCCGUGAAUGAAGUAGCAGAUUGGGAAUGCAUCAAUGACACUACCAUCUUGUACCGGAACACUCUCCGGGAAGGUUCCACAUUCCCAAGUGCCUACACCUUUGAUAGAGUAUUUCGGGGUGACUGUUCGACAAAGCAGGUAUAUGAGGAAGGGGCCAAAGAAAUUGCUCUGUCAGUUGUUGGCGGAAUCAACUCAAGUAUUUUUGCAUAUGGGCAAACGAGCAGUGGAAAGACAUACACGAUGGUUGGAAUAACUGAAUAUGCUGUAGCAGAUAUUUUUGACUAUAUCAAUAAGCAUGAAGAAAGAGCAUUUGUAUUGAAGUUCUCAGCAAUUGAAAUUUAUAACGAAAUUAUUAGGGACCUCCUGAGAACUGAGAACACAUCCCUAAGGCUACGUGAUGAUCCUGAGAGAGGACCUCUAGUAGAGAAACUCACAGAGGAGACUCUACGGGACAGGGUGCAUUUGAAAGAGCUCCUAUCAUUCUGUGAAGCACAGAGACAGGUGGGAGAGACAUACCUCAAUGACAAGAGUUCUCGAUCUCACCAAAUUAUCAGACUGACAAUUGAAAGUUCUGCCAGAGAAUUCAUGGAUAAAAGCAACUCAACCACCCUUGCAGCUAGUGUGAAUUUUGUUGAUUUGGCAGGGAGUGAGCGUGCAUCACAAGCAUUAUCUGCUGGGUCCAGAUUGAAAGAAGGUUGUCAUAUAAACCGAAGUUUACUCACUCUUGGGACGGUCAUUCGUAAACUUAGUAAGGGAAGACAAGGACACAUCAAUUACAGAGAUUCUAAGUUGACACGCAUACUGCAGCCUUUCUUAGGUGGCAAUUCUAGAACAGCCAUCAUUUGCACCCUGAGCCCUACACGGAGCCAUGUUGAGCAAACUAGAAACACCCUUCUCUUUGCUUGUUGCGCAAAACAAGUGACCACUAAAGCACAGGUUAAUGUAGUGAUGUCUGAUAAGGCAUUGGUCAAGCAACUGCAAAAAGAGGUAACCAGAUUAGAGAGCGAGUUGAGAAAUCCUGGUCUUCCUGCCACCAAUUGUGAUUAUGCAGCAGUGUUGCGAAAGAAAAAUCUCCAGAUAGAAAAGAUGGAGAGGGAGAUUCGGGAGCUAGUGAAACAACGUGAUCUUGCUCAAUCUAGGGUUGAGGAUUUGCUGCGUAUGGUGGGAAAUGAUCAGAAAUCUAGAAAAGAAAUGACGGACACCUGGGAAGAUGAUGAUUCAAUAUCAGAGUCAUCAAGCAUCUAUCGUUCUGAUUUACGCAUUACAGAAUUCAACAAUCCUAACUAUAACAAUGAAGACAGUGAAAGUAGUCCUGAUAGUAAGUUGUUUCCUCCCUUUGCCAAUAAAAACCCUGAUGAAUACUGCAAAGAAGUUCAAAGUCUUGAAUUGGAGGAAUCAAGUAGAGAUGACUUGGAAUAUCCUGAUCCACCAGUAAGUGAAAAUGGGGUGUUGGCAUUACCAUGGUAUGGAGAGGAAAAUGUAACAAUUCAGGAAAUACCGACCCCUGUGAAUGAAGAUAGGGAAGAGAGACAGAUCCAAGACAAUGCAACAAGUAGUGUGCUGGAGCAGAGACUGGAUGAUGCACAAUUGAGUAAUGAUUCUCCACUGGCUAGCUCAGCAACAGUGUUAAAUUGUAGGAAUCUUAAAUUAACAAGGAGCUGGAGUUGCAGGGAAUAUUACACUCCUGAUAAAACAGAAGAAAUGGAGCGGACUCCGCUGAAUAGUUUUGAAAAAUUCUUCCCUGGGAGACCAGAUGGAUUGCAGAGAAAAUUCCUUCCAUUAACUUAUGAUGCUUCCACAAAAUUGUCAACUAAUGGUUCACCGUCUUCUAUUGGAAGUCCCUCUAUGGAUGAGUUAAGAACCAACAACUCCAGAACAUAUGCUAACGAGGAUAUUACUAGUGUCCAAACUUUUGUAGCUGGGAUGAAGGAAAUGGUCAAACUUGAGUAUGAGAAGCAGCUUGUUGAUGAUCAGGAUCAUCAGGCAGAGACAACAUAUUUUAGAUUUGAGAAGAAUAUGAAAGAUGCUGGUGUAGAUUCAAUGUUAGAGGUACCUGGAUCUCCAGUAGAAUGGUCUAUGCAAUUCAAGCUUCAGCAAAGAGAGAUAGUGGAGCUGUGGCAAACCUGCAAUGUAUCCCUGUUCCACAGGACCUACUUCUUCCUUUUGUUCAGGGGUGAUCCAACAGACUCCAUUUACAUGGAGGUGGAGCACAGAAGAUUAUCUUUCCUCAAAGAAACAUUUGCCGGAGGAAAUCAGUCGUUGAACGACGAUCAGACAGUAACAUUAGCUUCAAGUGCGAAAGGUGUUCGGCACGAGAGAGACAUGCUGGUGAAGCUCAUGCAGAGAAGGCUAUCCGAGGAAGAGAGGAAGAAUCUCUUCAGAAAAUGGAGCAUUGCGUUGGAUUCAAAGCGCAGGAGGAAGCAGCUGGCGAAUCGCUUAUGGAGCAACGCUGAUAUGAACCAUGUUGCGGAGAGUGCUGCGGUUGUUGCAAAGUUAGUGAGGUUUACUGGGCAGGGUAGCCCUCAAGGAGAUGUUUGGCCUUAGCUUCACACCACAACGCAUGUCAUAUUCCUGGAGAAGUACCAGGGUCUCUCUAUUUUAGGCCUUUGUUCAUGUACACCAAAUUUAUUUUUUUAUUUAUUAUGUAAUUCACUGCUUUCGUCAAUGCAAAUGGAACCACUGCUUUUCUCAUUUUGGUGUAAACGAAUAUAAGUAUAUUACCUAAUGCCUUAUACCUGUGAA
Cajanus cajan (pigeon pea) is the source of this 3141-nucleotide messenger RNA. Its product is annotated as kinesin-like protein KIN-7E. Gene Ontology annotation, biological process: microtubule-based movement. The record is from RefSeq and is a predicted model, not a curated record. Lineage: Eukaryota; Viridiplantae; Streptophyta; Magnoliopsida; Fabales; Fabaceae. Gene Ontology annotation, molecular function: microtubule motor activity; ATP binding; microtubule binding.